Molecule: messenger RNA, 2836 nt
Organism: Pungitius pungitius (ninespine stickleback)
Lineage: Eukaryota; Metazoa; Chordata; Actinopteri; Perciformes; Gasterosteidae
Gene: vstm2la
Product: V-set and transmembrane domain-containing protein 2-like protein
Exons: 4
Coding region: 204-980 (258 amino acids)
Cellular component (GO): membrane
Source: RefSeq, a predicted model, not a curated record
CCCUCCGCCGCAUGUAGACUCGACUGAGCGGAAGCUGAGCGUCAGUCGGUCUGCUGCCACACCGAGAGGCUGCAGCGGCGUGCCUCCCCCCCGCCUCCCCCGUCACAGGUAUCUCUGCUCCUUCCUCGCCACACAACAAGUCACCUGGAUUUAAAGGAGAGGGAAAACAACCCAAUUUGGAGAGCGGCUCCAGCAGAAGAGACAUGGCAGCGUUGCGCGUGCUGCUGGGGAGUUUACACUACAUGGGACUCUACAUGCAGCUCGGAGUCUCCACGAGGCAGCCCGCACGCGGACACCUGGAGAACCACGUCUCUGGGAACGCCAUGUUCACAGAGGUGCCCCACGAUGUGACUGCACAGAGGGGUCAGGACGUGGAGAUGGCGUGCUCCUUCAGAGGGGCGGGGAUGCCCUCCUAUUCACUGGAGAUCCAGUGGUGGUACAUCAGGAACCAUCUGGACUGGACAGACGGACAACCCUGGACAACCAAUGAGGUGGCCCCUGAUGAGGAGACUCCUAAGGAUGCUACAAAGAUAAGCGUUGUGAAGGUCGUAGGAAGCAACAUCUCCCAUAAACUCCGCCUCUCCAGGGUAAAGCCGUCCGACGAAGGCACCUACGAGUGCCGCGUCAUCGACUUCAGCGACGCCGCGGGUACCCGCCACCACCGCGUCCGGGCCUACCUGCAGGUGGUGCCAGAGGGCGCCGACCGCAACGACAACUUUGAGGCCUUGGACGACACCAAGGGGGGGGUGGCGUUUGCCGACGGCGACGACGCGGAGUCUCGCGGCGGCACAAAAGAGCAAGCCCACGGCCACCACCAGAGUCACGGGCACCACCAGGUGCACGCCAAUGGGCCCUCGUCGCCGGCCCGCCACGGCCACAGCCACGGCGGUCAGCAGCAAAAGGCGGGCCGCGAGCUGAGGAAGAGGGACGCGGACAGUGACCACAGCGACUGCACCGACGAGCCGAGCUGCGCGCCGUAGAGUGAGAAGGUCCCACCAGGAAUGUGACUCGUGGCACAGCAUGAAAAGCUAUUAUUCCCACACUGCGCAAACUGAGGAGCCUUGGAAGGGUCCAGUCGGUGCUCGGCGCCGUAAGCCGUGCUGGGGAAUGUAGCUGUUUCGUGCUGUGCGUGGGUCCGGGUCGGACUGCUCUCCGUCAGUAAGCGGUCGGGGUUUCGGGCCUCAGCACCGACAAAAAAAAAAAAAAAAAAAAAAAAAAAAAGAUUAAGACUUGUCUUGCUAUUUAGCCGUUUCACUCUUGUACUUUAGAUACUGUAAAUGACGCCACCCUGCUUUCAGGCUCGUACUCCCACUGCCUUACUCGCUCGUUUGAUACACACUCAGAAAAAAAGUAUAUCAGACAUUUUGUAACUGGGUCUGUGCCCAGUGCAAGAAGGUUCCUUUUCUUCUGAGGGUGCAGCGAAUUACAUUAAAACCAGUUAGUAAUUCCUCCAUGGAAAUCGCGUUUGCUUCACUGCAUCAAAAUGAGAGAAUACGGUUGCAGAAUCUGUGUUUGCCCGAAAUUCAGCAAUUUUCUUCCGUCUGUACUCCCGGGGGGAGGACAACAUGCUGUCUUCAGCAGACGCUCAUCAAAGGUCCCAGCGCAGCAGCGCUCAUCAAGGACAGAUAAGGCCUCCAUUCAUUUGUGUUGGAGUAAACACGGUGGCAAAAUCACAGGCUGUAUUUUCAUCACAGCUCCUAGCUGAUGAACUAGUGCAGGAGCAGAUAGUAUACCCACCCCCCCCCCCCCCACCUGCCCCCUUGGGCUGUUCAGCCUGUUAGAAAAUCAAUCUGUUUUGAAAGCCAUGAAAAUAAUCCAAAUCUCUGCCACUGAAAUAACCCGACAUGGACGCGUGUCUCUUGGAGACAUUUAUGGAAUGUGUUUGGAAGAGCAGUGAUUUAUUCCCAAUCCCACGUUUACUUCCCUCAUCCCGAUUCUCCGGCUCAGUGAUCAGUCACUUAAAAAGCCUCAAUCCUCUUUGUAUAUAUGACUGUAUAAUAUGAAAUAAAGUGCAUGUUCAGUAAUUUCCCUACAUUUUUUUUCAACCAACCAUACACAAAGAAAAUGUUUGUUAGACAUUUUUCAUUUAUGUUCUUUUUGUUUGGUUCUUUAAAAAAAAGAAAGUCCUGACUCUUUACUUGUACUUUGUCCUGUCAAAUAGAGCUCUUGGAUUCAAAAAUCAGUUUUCUCUUUCUUCACUGCUCUCCAGAAGUGCUGUACAGACAGAUGAAUGACAUGUUCUCUUCAUAGCUGCUCACAAAGGGGUUUCCCUCGUGUCUCUUAGUACUUUGUCCGUGUUCCUCAAAGGCAAACCGCGCUGUGAGGGCAACAUGAGUGUUGCCGUGUUUUAAUCAGCUUGAAAGUGGGAUUCUUUUGGUUCAGUUUGGCGACUGAGUGUCUGAAAGGAUGCGAGAGGCCAUUUCUGCCAACGUUGAAGCUGGAGGAGGAUCUCUUUGUUCAGGCUCUGAGGGGAUCAAAUGGAACCAGGUGAAUGAGGGUAACAUCCAGGAUGAAGCCCCGGGCAGCGGGAAGCUGCUCUGAGUGAAGCACUGAAAUUGUGUCUCCGUACUGCCUCCACAUCCAGCCUGUGUCCGGAGGCCAUGCGGGGGCCUCACCUCUCCGCUGUAUAAUCUAUCAUGACAACUACUAGUGGACUGAGAGAAUGUUCUACUGAGCACUGGGAUUUAUUUAUUUUUCACUUGAUGUUUUGUAAAGAGAUCACUGUUAAAAAAAAAAAAAAAGGGGAACGGAGAUAUAAUGUACAUUUCUUCUAACAUUCAAUCUCACACUAAGUGUAUGGCUUUAUCAAAUGAAAUAAACUUGUAUAUGAAAAAUC